CUAAAAGAAACACAUUCGCAAUUCAUUCAAUAUCAGAUAUUCGACGAAGUUAAUAGUGGAAAGCAGACGUUUUAGAAUAUUUGUUUUUGUGUAGAAAAAAAUACGUUGUUUUUAAAAUUCAAAAAUAAAAAACAAAUAAUUAAAUAUAAACAAUCGUUUAAUCAAGAAGAUAUUUUAACAAAAUGGGUUGUACUUCUGGUGUAAUGAAAUGCGUUUUAAACAUUCUCAACUCCUUCAUGGCUAUUGGAGGCAUUCUGUUGAUUGUUUUGGCCACUUUGACUUUGAAAACCGCCCCACCUAAUUAUGUAAUGUACAUGUACAUUGUUGGUGGCAUAAAUUUAUGUGCCGCCUUAUUGGGUUGUUGCGGUAUUUGCCACGAACAUGUCUGCAUGACAGCUACGUAUGCUUUGAUCUGUUUGGCAACCUUGAUUGCUCAAAUUUGCAGCAAAGUUUAUUCAUUCGACUAUGUAGCUCCGAUUAAGAAAUUCGCUCGGGAAGAUGUUGAAAAGACAUGGCUCAUGGAAAUUAAAAGUCCAGGUGCUAUGGAUAACACACAACAAACCUAUGGAUGUUGCGGUAAAAUCGGACCAACUGAUUAUACUCCUCUCUUGCGUCCAAUUCCUAAAAGCUGUUAUCCCAAAGAACAAAUUGACAACAAUCAUAUCUUUACAACUGGUUGCAUUAAAGCUGCUGAAGAUAAAUAUGUUGAAAUCUUCGGUUAUGCCUCAACCGGCGAAUGGUUUGUUUUAGCAAUUACUGCUGUUAUGGUUAUUUUCUCCAUUUAUUUGGUCAUUCGUUUCCGCAGUAAACAACGUCAUUAUAAUUAUUAAUUCCUCAAAUUGGCGAAAAACAGUCGAUUUUCAAAUAGAAAAUUUGAAACAUUUGUUAUCAGUUUUUAAAUAUAAUUGUUUAAAUUUUAAAGUAAUAAUUGGCCAUUUUAUAAAAUCGA
Molecule: messenger RNA, 949 nt
Organism: Lucilia cuprina (Australian sheep blowfly)
Lineage: Eukaryota; Metazoa; Arthropoda; Insecta; Diptera; Calliphoridae
Product: protein late bloomer
Exons: 6
Coding region: 183-830 (215 amino acids)
Cellular component (GO): membrane
Source: RefSeq, a predicted model, not a curated record